Molecule: messenger RNA, 1356 nt
Organism: Vitrella brassicaformis
Lineage: Eukaryota; Vitrellaceae
Source: the annotation of a GenBank genome assembly
GACGCAUUGAACCAAUUUUGACUGUCAAACACUGACUCAAUUUCCUCAUUCGCCUCAUCGAGCCAGGCAGCCUACUGCGAGGCCCUGGUGACUCAGCGCCGAGUCAUUCGAAAACGGCUAAGUGGGAGUAUCGCUAUGCGAAACCAAACAGUAAUGCCGGUCGGAAUGAAUCGCCCAUCUCCCCACAAGCAAUGCAUCCUCCCCACGCGCACAUGCACAGACCCAAACACACUCAGAGGGGAAGACACCCGUGUAGUGUAUGUGCGUAUACACCAGGCACCCACGUGUACACGUACAGACAAGAUCUAGAACGAGCGUCUGUGUCACUGUACACCGCGGCGACAAACGACACUCAAUAAUUAGCCGCCAGCCUCACAACAGUCUGACGGCCUGCAGCUCAUCCCAGCUGCAGCCCCUGUGUGGUGCCCCUGAUCCUCUCUACUCCGUCACUGGCGUCGAUCUUGAGGAAGUAGUUCUGGCAGUGGAAUGCCCUGUGGCACGCGUGGCUGUCCACACCAGAACCUGACGCGUACACCACACCCACACGCACCCCACCACCACCACCACCACCAAACACGCAACCCAUGAGCACACCGCCCCUCUUUGUGUCUGUCGUCGUGCCUUUCUUGUCAUCUCACCGGCGCAGUGGAGGCACAGCUUCUCCGCGGCCCUCAGCCUCGACUCGUUCACCUCGAGCCGCCGAAGCAGCGCAGCCACUGACGCACCGCGCUGCGCUGCUCGCUCCACGGCCUCAGAGAAAGCCUUCAGAAACUGACCCUCUGAGGGCAGAAAAGAGCACAUAAAUCAUGUGUGUCGUGUGCUGCACGCCAGCGGUUGUCGUGCAGUGCCCAUCUUGGUCUGCUGCGACAUCCGACAACGAAACGUAGAAGAAAGGAAGAUACUGCACAGACACAGCGACGCACACAGACAAAGCCAGCAACUUCUUCUCUGUCCCGCAGCGUUUUCUCUUUUCUUCUGUCGCCUCACCCCGUGGACGUGGACGCAGACUUGCUGCCCGUAGAGUGUGUUGCCGACGAGCUCUCACCAUCAGGCAGCCGACAGAUGGGAGAUGGGUCGGCCACCGACGGGCGUGGUUGUGGUUGUUCCAGUGGAUGGAUGGGUCGUUGGUGGAUGUAGUCAUGGCUACGAUGGUCACUGAAAGGAACGCAUCCGGCGGGGCGGCGUCGCUGUGGAUCAUCAGCAGGGGCGACGAGAUGAUGAGCGGAAAUCAAUCAGGCAGCCAUCUCCUCAUCUCCUUAUCUCCUUAUCUCCUUCAUCUUUCGUCCCUCUUCCCUGUUGCAGCGGUUUCUGGGAGCACCCCAGGCGACCUGGUUUCCCUGCAGCAGCGCGUGAAAA